This is a messenger RNA of Lachancea dasiensis, 564 nucleotides long. The record is from the annotation of a GenBank genome assembly. Lineage: Eukaryota; Fungi; Ascomycota; Saccharomycetes; Saccharomycetales; Saccharomycetaceae.
AUGCCAGCUGAGUCCAUCGCGCAAGAGCUGAGAUCUGCUCUUCACCAGUACCCAAACUUUCCUAGCAAGGGUAUUCUUUUUGAAGAUUUUUUACCGAUUUUCAGAUCCCCACAACUAUUUGGUAAACUGGUAGCAGCAUUCAAAGAACACCUCGAGACCAAGUUCAAGGGCACCAAAAUUGAUUAUAUCGUGGCUCUAGAAGCUCGUGGGUUUCUUUUCGCACCUGCUGUGGCCUUGGCGAUCGGUGCAGGUUUUGUUCCAAUUAGAAAGCACGGGAAACUACCUGGUGAAUGUUUGCACGCUACAUAUACUAAGGAAUACGGCGAAGACGUGUUUGAUGUUCAGAAAGAGUCAAUUCCAGAGGGCUCGAAUGUGGUGAUCAUGGACGACAUCAUUGCCACUGGCGGUUCCGCGUUGGCUGCCGGUGAACUAAUCGAGAAAUUGGGAGCCAAUAUCCUAGAAUUCAGCUUCUUCAUGGAACUAGAUUUUCUGAAGGGUAGGGAGAGAUUGCAAGCUCCUGUUUUCACUCUCUUGACAGGACAAGAGCACGCUCUACAGAAUUAG